This is a messenger RNA of Zasmidium cellare ATCC 36951, 1089 nucleotides long. Its product is annotated as class II peroxidase. The transcript has 5 exons. Gene Ontology annotation, molecular function: peroxidase activity; heme binding. The record is from RefSeq and is a predicted model, not a curated record. The coding region runs from base 1 to 1089 and encodes 362 amino acids. Gene Ontology annotation, biological process: response to reactive oxygen species; hydrogen peroxide catabolic process; cellular response to oxidative stress. NCBI's taxonomy places the organism in Eukaryota, Fungi, Ascomycota, Dothideomycetes, Mycosphaerellales, Mycosphaerellaceae.
AUGUUCACUCGCUUGUCUAUGUUGCUUUUCAUUGCCAUCAUCCCUACUUGUCUCCAGUUUGCACAAGCAACACAGGAUGCCAAUGCUCUCGUAGGACUGCCGCGACCAGACUCAACAGAAAGAACAUCGCCGCUCGACGUGGAUAGACUGAGCUCAGUCCUUCCGAUCCACGACCAAAACGGCUCUGCACCGCGGUCGAGCAAGGCUAUAGCAGAACUCAAGUCUAGAGCCUUCGGUCAGCAACAGCGCAAUAGGAACUGUCCCGCCAUCUGGAAGACAAUCGCUGCCGAUCUCAAGCUGGAUUUUCUGGGUUGCAAUGACCAUGCAAGAUCAGCUGUUCGUUUUGCUUUCCACGAUGCUGCUGGCUAUUCAUCACUCAAUACCCUGUACGGCCCAGCAAGUGGAGGCGCCGAUGGCUCGCUUCUCCUCAACGACCAGGAGAUCUCUCGAGACGCCAACGCACCUAUGAAGACGUUUCGAGAUAAUUUGCUUCUCCCAAAGUACAACACUUACAAGUCUUCUGGGGUUGGCGCUGCAGACAUUGUCCAGUUCGCGGGUGCUAUCGGGGUGAGGAGCUGUCCCGGUGGGCCAAGAUACAAGACAGUCAUCGGUCGGACUGACGAUAGCAACGCAUGUCCAGACGGAACCUUGCCUGCUGCGUUUGGGGCGAAUUCCUCGUACUCAGCGAUAGUGCAGCUCUUUGCACAGAAGGGUUUCAAUGAACGGGAUUUGGCGGCACUGUUGGGUGCGCACUCCACAUCAAGAGCUUUUGCUCAGCAGCAAAAUGGGAUUCCUUCUGGCCGUCCGCAAGACAGCUCGCCCAAUGUGUGGGAUACCGCCUUCUAUCGACAGACACAAGCCUCUCAAGCGCCGCCAGGAGUGUAUCGUUUCGAUUCCGACGUGAACGUGGCACAGCCUGAGACCACGUGCGGUAAAGCGUUUACGGACUUUGGGAGCUCUCCGCCUACUGAUAUUGGCUCAGCUGUCUGGGCUACAGCCUUCGCGGAUGCUAUGUACAGGUUGAGCGUACUUGGGAUUUCGAAGGAUGUUGUGUCCGGGCUCGUUGAUUGCACAAGUGCUGUCCUUUAG